Messenger RNA from Sparassis crispa, 1575 nucleotides. RefSeq lists its product as hypothetical. The transcript has 5 exons. The record is from RefSeq and is a predicted model, not a curated record. Gene Ontology annotation, molecular function: oxidoreductase activity. NCBI's taxonomy places the organism in Eukaryota, Fungi, Basidiomycota, Agaricomycetes, Polyporales, Sparassidaceae. The coding region runs from base 1 to 1575 and encodes 524 amino acids.
AUGACUACCACCAAGACAAAUCUCGACGCCCUCUUUCCCGCCCCUUAUCCCCCGCCUUCCCCGUUGUCCCCCGGGCGUUGGCCAGGAAUCACUCAGGACUCGACUCUCGCAUUGGGAAGACUCCUGAAGGAAAACCAUGAGAAAUGGCACAUUUUCUUCAACGAUAUGCAUUUCCACAACCAUACAUCCCACCACCUGCUCGCGAUAUACUACUUAGGGGCUAGUCCUGAUCUCUUGGAUGCCGCAUAUCAAACCCAUGUUUCACGCAUGCGUCCUGCCAGGAAGAGUCCAGACCCGAUCACCUCGAAGAAUUUCCAUCAGCACCUCGGCGACGAGAACUUCUACUCCGGCUAUCUUGAAUUCUUCUCCGCCGUUUUACUGGAAAAAGGGGCUGCAGCGACUAUCGAAGAGUACAUCUUCUCUCCGUAUGCCAACAUCCUCGCGCCUGAGUUAGGGAAGCCUCCCAUGAAGAUGUUGAACCGCUUUCUCUCCGGCAUUUUUCAUCCCCUCAUCCACACUGGGUACGGUGUAGAGUUCGGCUUACCCGGCAUGGUCGCAGAGGGUCUUGCCCAGACGGCGGUCCAUGGUCCGGGCGGACUCACUCUUGUUCGACCUUCGUUGUUCCAGUAUGCAUCUUCCAUCUCUUCUGACGUCAUCAAUGCUGCCGUCAACCGUCUGACCAAACUCAUGCCGUCGCUGGUACUGGAGUCGGCACAGCACGCGCUCAGAUUCCAACACAAGCCAGCACAAGAUGGCGUGCAUGCGCUCACCAUUCUUUCGCGCAUCCUGCACGAUCCUGCGUUCUCUCUGGCUGCGAUUGGCCUGCCAGUGCCAGACGACUCGGAGGAGAAUGCGUUUGAACAUGUCGUCCGGGUGCGCGGAGAGGCGAUUGUUGCUCAUGCCGAGGCGUGGAGCGUCGACGGAACGAGCCCCGAGGAAGUCGCACGCAAGACCGAAGAGAUCAUCUGGAUGAACGUUAUGCUAUACGGCGUGUGUGGCUGGAGCGCACGCGAGAAGUCUACCAACGGGAAGUUCAAGCCUGACUUUUUCUUCAUGCACAUGGUCACCUCCGUACUCUUCCUGCACUCACUCACCGCCUACCUCACCCCGACCUCGAGCACCAUCCUGCUCCGCACUUAUCUCAUCAAUGCACUCACCUGGUGGGUCGCGCGCGGGCGGCCCGCCCCGCCCCUGCGCGCCUUCUUCUCCUCCCCCGACGCGCCCACGGCCCACCCCACCGAGGCCGGCGCGCAUCCGGCUCCCGCACGCGACGCGCUCGUGCGCACGGACCCGUCCCCGAACCCGUGGCUGCCCCUCCUGCAGACGACGCUCGUGCACCCGGACGAGCACCUCUGCAAGCUGCAGCGCGCGCUCGCGCACUUCGCCGCGCUCUAUGGCGCGACGCCCAAGGGGCACUUUGCCGCGCUUGCCGAGGGCGACGCGCCGCUGGAGGGCGCGGGGGAGAUGGACGGGACGCUGUUUGUGCGCGCUGCGGGCCUCACGGCGGACGCGCUUGGCUGGAUGAGGGAGGGCGACGAGAGGAGGAGUUGGGAUUUCGGUGGGUUCUAUGCGUGA